AUGCCUUAUUGGAGGAACUGGAGCGCUCCACCCUCCAAGACAGUGAUGAAUCCUCCAACCCAGCUCCUCUUUCCCUGGAUCAGCGCUCCAGAAAGGAGAGUAACCUUGCUAAGACUUCAGAGACCCCUUCUGUUCAGAAUGAUACAAGUCCCUUGCCGUGAGGCCCAAAAGCCAAAGGAAGCACCACAUCCUCCGAAAACCUCAGCAGCUGCUCAGCUGGAUGAGCUCAUGGCCCACCUGUGUGAGAUGCAGACCCAGGUUGCAGUGAAAGCAGAUGCCAGCAAGAAACACACAGCAAAUAAGCAAGAUCCCAAGGCCUCCCUGGACUCAAUGCUGGGGGGUUUGGAGCAGGAUCUGCAGGACCUUGGGGUUGCCACAGUGCCCAAGGGCCACUGUGCUUCCUGUCAGAAACCGAUUGCAGGAAAGGUGAUCCAUGCUCUAGGGCAAGCGUGGCAUCCAGAGCACUUUGUCUGCACUCACUGCAAGGAGGAGAUCGGCUCCCAUCCCUUCUUUGAGCGGAGUGGCUUGGCCUACUGCCCCAAGGACUACCACCAUCUCUUUUCCCCACGCUGCGCUUACUGUGCUGCUCCCAUCCUGGAUAAAGUGCUGACGGCAAUGAACCAAACCUGGCACCCAGAGCACUUCUUCUGCUCUCACUGUGGAGAGGUGUUUGGUGCAGAAGGCUUUCAUGAGAAGGACAAGAAGCCAUACUGCCGGAAGGAUUUCCUAGCCAUGUUCUCACCCAAGUGUGGCGGCUGCAACCGCCCCGUGUUGGAAAACUACCUUUCAGCCAUGGACACUGUCUGGCACCCGGAAUGCUUUGUGUGUGGGGACUGCUUCAGCAGUUUUUCUUCCGGCUCCUUCUUUGAACUGGACGGACGUCCGUACUGUGAGCUCCAUUACCAUCAGCGGCGGGGAACACUCUGCCACGGGUGUGGGCAGCCCAUCACUGGCCGCUGCAUCAGUGCCAUGGGCCACAAGUUCCAUCCCGAGCACUUCGUCUGUGCUUUCUGCCUGACACAGCUGUCAAAGGGCAUCUUCAAGGAGCAGGACGACAAGACCUAUUGUCAACCCUGCUUCGUGAAACUCUUCCCCCUGUAAUCUCAGCUGAACCCACAGUCUCCACAGAUCCCCUACAAAAUUUAAACCAGGCGGGGGGGGGGAGUAUACUUUGUUGUUACUGCUCUUCAGCUCAGUGGGCAUAUAGAGAAAGUAAAGGUAAUGAACUUGUAGUUGUUACAUGGCUAGGCUUGUUUAGGUUUUAGAUUUCUAGUCUUAUUUUUUUUUUCUUAAUCAGGUACUUGGAUUUAGAUCUGGGUCCCACUACUCGUGCCUCUGCAGAUGCAUCUUCCACAUGCACACAUUCAUUCCACCGCUGGUUUUCUCAGAUUUCUCUGCAGAUGCAGAUGCAUCUUCCACAUGCACACAUUCAUUCCACUGCUGGUUUUCUCAGAUUUCUCUGCAGAUGCAGAUGCAUCUUCCACAUGCACACAUUCAUUCCACCGCUGGUUUUCUCAGAUUUCUCCCAUUUUCACUCCUGCGAUGGCCCUCUUCCCUGGGCCUUUUCAUACCUCCCUCAUUUCCCCGUGACUCACUUUCCCAUGACCAGUGCAUUGUCCUCGCUGUCAAGAAUCCUGAUGCCCCCCCCAAAGCUCUCUGCAUCUCUCUUCAGUGUACUUCUCUUUUUCAAGAGCAAGUAGAUUUUAACUGGACCACUUUGAGUACUGACAUCAUUGAUAAAUAAAAUGGCUUUCAGUUUUAAUGUCUUACUGUCAUGUUUGGAGAUAAACUGCUUCCUGUGUUAUAUACUCAGCACUAUGUGCAGUUAAAUCCAUAUCGUAUCUUUUGUUUACUUCCAUACAAUAGGCACUUUUUCUUAAUCAAAAGAAAUUGAAAGGAGGGACUCCUGUUCACCAACUUUUCUCUUGGUUUGGGCCCAUAAUAUUCAUUUUGUUUUGUAUUUUGACCUGAGAUGAUUGAAUCAUCUUAAAAGGUGGCAUAGCCUCUUAAAAUUGUUUACCCAAAGUGAAAAACCAAAUCUCCACUAGACACUUGAAAAUUCAUAUUUGUAUGCAUUUCUACAAACUCAUGCAAUUGUGUAUAUUGAAUAAGUUCAGUUUUUCUGUAUAUCAAUUAUAUCUCAAUAAAGCUGUUUUUAAAAAAUGAAA
This is a messenger RNA of Callorhinus ursinus (northern fur seal), 2168 nucleotides long. The record is from RefSeq and is a predicted model, not a curated record. NCBI's taxonomy places the organism in Eukaryota, Metazoa, Chordata, Mammalia, Carnivora, Otariidae.